AAGCAGUUUCUUUUUUUCAUUUAAGAAAUACCAUCAAAAAUCUCGAAGAUUCAUGCUUCAUUACCGGUUUAGCGUUUAGCCGGCUGUCACUUAGCGCGCGAUGCUCAAAGUGAUGAGAUGCAAGAGAAGUGACGCGGACUAUAUACCGAAGAUGUUAAGCUGUACGUGACAGUGCGACGCAAAAAUUAAUAUACACGUAUAUAUAAAAAUAAAAGCGGAAAACGCAUUUCAAAUAAAGUAUUAAUUCUACGAAUGUGGUGUAUAUAAACGAGAAUUAAAAUCUCUAAAAUCAAACUCAGGCAUAUAAUAAUAAAAUAAUUAUUUAAAUUAAUUAAUAUAUUUAAAUAAAUAAUCUGUUACAAAAAUAUUGGAAAAGUCAGUGUAAACUAGUGAUAUUUAAUAGUAACAUACCAAAAAGCCAAAAGCGUGCAAAAAAAAAAACCUAAUAAGCAUAUAUAUAUAUACAUAUAUGAGAUAAAGCGCAUUGAGCAAUGUUAACCGAUUUAUUGCGCAUCACCUUUUCCACUUUUCUACUUUUCUUCUGUGCAUUAUGGCGCCAAUCAAUCAUCACACAUGCACAGGAAAUACCAGCCAUUCCGUGUCCAAAUUAUUUUCAAUAUCUCAAUACCGGCAAUCAAUAUAUCGGACGGAUCACACUGCCCAAUAUACCACUGGGUAAAUCGCGCUUGGAUGUACGCUUCUCCCAGAGAUAUCCCGUACAAUCGAAUUACUUCGGUCGCUUAUCACUGUAUGAAGAUCAACAAACGACAUUUAACAAUUUGGCGAACGGUCUUCCCGUUUCCUAUCGCGUGGACUUCCCCUUAGUUAAUGUGGUGCCAAAGCUGAUGCGCAUCGACGUCAAUGGAGUCACCGUUUGUGCGGCUGAUGAGUAUCCCCCACCAAGUACGGCUUUGGAUCUACAACACACACUACAAACAUCAACUGUAACUGCGACGCUGCCGCUUAAUAGCAAUUUUGAGCGUAGUCCAUUAUUCCCUACCAACACCAACACAAUAACAAGUCAACCGACUGUUCAACGAUUCCCACAACAAACACAGCUGAUUAGUGAAGUCAGAAACCCCCGACCUGUAGCAGUGAGCACAAGGAUCACACAGCCACGUCUAGAACCAGCAACCCCUGCCAGGGAUUAUACGCGUUGUGGUGUGGAGGGCAAUACCGUUACACCCUUCAUACAUGGUGGCAUACAGAUUUCACGCGGCCAAUUCCCUUGGUUGGCGGCAGUCUAUCGAAAACAGUCUUCUGGUUUGCGCUUCUUAUGCGGCGGCUCAUUGGUCUCCUCGAAUACGGUGAUCACGGCAGCUCAUUGCUUUAAGCUCAAGUCCAUUGGUGCCUCACAGAUUGUGGUCUACUUGGGUCGACACAAUUUGGAGAAUUAUGGUGAGGUCGGCGCUGUGUCGCGUGAUAUACGCAAUUUGCUGAUACAUCCCGACUAUAACAGUAAGUCGUUGCCAGAUGCGGAUAUUGCUAUUCUACAUAUGCAGUCAGCGGUGAGCUUCAGCGAAUUUAUACGACCCAUUUGCUUGUGGAGCGAAUCGGCGGAUAAUGCGCUUAUAGUCGGUCAAACAGCGUUCGUCGCCGGCUGGGGUGCCGAUGAGAAUGGUCGUGAAGUCACCGCGUUACCGAAAAUGGUUGAUGCGUCCAUCGUCAGCGACAACGAGUGCCUGCGCUCGUCGGAGGUCUAUAGUAAACUAACGACGCCACGCACCAUUUGUGCGGGUAAUCGUGAUGGCACGGGUCCUUGUAUGGGCGAUUCAGGUGGCGGCUUGAUGAUGAGUCGCAAUGGCGUCUGGAUGUUGCGCGGUGUUGUAUCGGCUGGUCUCACCAGUCAGGGACAAUGCGAUUUAAGUCAAUAUAUUAUUUAUUGUGAUCUGGCGAAGCAUUAUUCGUGGGUACGCAGCAAUGUGUUAGUUUAGCGCACAGCAUAACCAAUGGAGGGUAUACGUGGUGGAGCAGUGUGAAAGUCGUGCAUUUUUUCAUAGUCUUUUUAAUGGUCACAAAAUAAUUUUUCGUAGUUAUUAUAUUUAAAAUAUUUAAUUUAUU
This is a messenger RNA of Ceratitis capitata (Mediterranean fruit fly), 2061 nucleotides long. RefSeq names its product serine protease gd. Bases 492 to 1934 code for a protein of 480 amino acids. NCBI's taxonomy places the organism in Eukaryota, Metazoa, Arthropoda, Insecta, Diptera, Tephritidae. The transcript has 5 exons. Gene Ontology annotation, biological process: proteolysis. Gene Ontology annotation, molecular function: serine-type endopeptidase activity. The record is from RefSeq and is a predicted model, not a curated record.